UGCGGGUGGGGUUGCCAGCUGAAGUCUGCAGAUAAGGAUGCCAGACGCAAAAAAGAACAGCCACAUAUCGUUGCAAUGACAAUUAUUCUGGUUGUUUAACAACAAAUGUGUGUUUGUAUUCUGUCUGCUUACUAAAUGGCCAAACGAAUGCAAUACAUAUUGCCAACGAGUUGUUUUGAAACAGUCCGCCAUAACGGUAGUUAGUAGUAGUAGUAGCAGCAGCAGCAGCAGCAGCAGCAGUGCCAGCUACGCCUCUCAAAUUACAAAAAGUUACGUGAACAACAAAAAAAAAAAAAAAGGAGCCACCCAUUGUGCCAGCGUAUAACGAGAUAAACAUAACGCAAAGUGAGAUGACAUCUUAUGUUAAUGCAACAAACGGCAAGAAGCACAACAACAAACAGCUGCAAUGAAUGUGAAGAAACGGCCACGUCUGGAGCUAGCCACAGCUGCAACAGUAACAUCAGCCGCAGCCGCAGCUGCAACAGCAACAGACGUCGCGCUGCUGAGCAGCGCAUAUGGCAACGGAAACGGAAAUGGAAAUGGGAAUGGGAGUAUUUGUGGCACGUCUACGGCGAACGGGCUGUUUCUAACCAGUGGUAGUGUUGCGGUGGGCGGCGUUGACAUGAAUAAUGGUGCUCAAAUCUAUUUAACCAUAUGCGGCGAUGAUGACAACUCAAAUGAAUCUCAAGAGUUUUAUGCCAUUGAGAGUAUUAAGCAGGAGCCAGAUCUGGAUGCACUGCAUGCCUUGUUGCCCACAAAUCUGCAGCUGCCAACUGGUUGUGAAAUCUAUUUAGUUAAGGACACAACGCACACAAUUGCCACCAGUGUUGGUCCGAAAACGAACGAUCAAAUGCUGCUAACGCAUGCACAGCAACCAAUGGCUUCCAUCAAACUGGAGCCGGACUCCAUUUCCACGCCGUCCACAAACGUGCUAUUCGUUAGUGGUGGCGGCUCAACGAGCACACACAAUAUUGUUGUUGCUGCCAGCAAGGAUUCGCCCAGCAGCAGCAGCAGUUCCUCUCUAGCCGCAGCAGCAGUUGCCAACCAUUUGGCCCCAAACGCAACAGCUACUGCUGCAGCUCCUCCACUCUGUGCUGGCUACAAUGUCAAAUUGGAUGCGUAUAAAAAACGCGAUGAUAAGCGACGCGCCACACACAACGAAGUGGAGCGUCGACGUCGCGAUAAAAUCAAUUGCUGGAUCUUUAAGCUGAAAGAGAUGCUGCCCACGGAAGGUAAUCGCUAUAAACCGACCACGACCAAUGUCAUUGGCCAUGCUGAAACGUUGGACAGCAAGGCGACCAUUAGAAGUAGCCAAAAUAAUGGACGCACACCACCCAACGACUCCAAAUCGCAAAUACUAAUCAAGGCCUGCGACUACAUCAAGAGCAUGCAGAACGAGAUUGAUCACUUGCGCGACUGCCUGCAGGAGGCGGAGAGUCUGCGUCUGACCAAUCAGGCGCUGCGCGAUGAAUUGGAGAACCUAAAGCAGCAACAGGAGCUGCAGGAGCGUUUUAAUACCGCUGGCGGCUCAUUCAAUGUAACGCUUAAUUCCCUGAACAGCUCAGCUACUAGUGACCUCUUCGAUGGCAUCGAUGCGGCACCAAAUCUCUCAACGGUCUCAUCGAUAAACUUCACCAAACGGGGCCUCAUGAUUACCGACUACGAUGAGUAAACGUAAUAUGAAAACCCUAUCCACCAGUGUUGCCAAUUCAGCUAUUUUCUAGCGAAAUUCGACAAUAUUCAGAGGUCUCGUAAGCAAUUGAAAAUUUUGAUUGAUUUAGCUUUUAUUGUGACUUCUCAAUGACAAGUUUUAGCCAAUCCAGUUAAUUGUCAAUUUGUGCUCUGAAAGCUAAAUCAGCUAGUUUUAGCUUUUUUUAACAUUGGAUUCACCUAGUUUUUUGAACGGCAGUUGGCAACACUGCUUCACACCCUCAUUCAGGCGCACCAACCAAAGAACAAACAAUAGUCAAUAUAUACUUACUACUUACAUACCUAUAUAACAUAGUAUAAACAUUUUAUGUGCCACAAUUUGUUGAGAGUUAUGCGGGCAGCGUAAUGCUUCGGUUGGCCGAAGAUUUUCCUUGUUAUCGCUGAUAUUCUUUUUGUUAAAUCGUUGUCAAUCCUCAUGGCAUACUUACAAACAUAUUCAUAUACAUACAUAUGCUGACUUAUAUACAUAUAUUUAUAUAUACGAACAUACGCAAAAUACCUAAACUAUUUCAUAUUUUGAGCAGAUUGUGCUUGUUUUCUCGAUUUUAUUGUAAUUGUUACUCGCACUAAUUAAAUAAUGUA
Molecule: messenger RNA, 2292 nt
Organism: Drosophila novamexicana
Lineage: Eukaryota; Metazoa; Arthropoda; Insecta; Diptera; Drosophilidae
Gene: Usf
Exons: 2
Coding region: 407-1672 (421 amino acids)
Biological process (GO): regulation of transcription by RNA polymerase II
Molecular function (GO): protein dimerization activity; RNA polymerase II cis-regulatory region sequence-specific DNA binding; DNA-binding transcription factor activity, RNA polymerase II-specific
Source: RefSeq, a predicted model, not a curated record